This is a messenger RNA of Prorocentrum cordatum, 7740 nucleotides long. NCBI's taxonomy places the organism in Eukaryota, Dinophyceae, Prorocentrales, Prorocentraceae. The record is from the annotation of a GenBank genome assembly.
AUGCCGCAGACUUAUGACAGCAAGUACGCUCUCUCCGUAUGCAAACAGUGGCGUCCGAAUCUGUCUGUGAGGAGCAGCGUCAAGUCCACGGCCCCGCAUCUGACGGACAUCAAGAUCGUGGCCCGGAUAGUCCGGACGGUCGUGCAGGCCUUCUUCGCUGACCCUGCCAUGCUCGCUGCGAGGAGGGAGCUCGACCCUGACGGACCAGACCCGCUGUACGUUGGCUCCAGCGCUGGCCCCUGGGUCGCCGGGGACGACGUGCGGCUUGCGGGCAACAACGGCCCCUUGCGGCGCAGCCUCGUCUUUAUGGAGCAGUCUCCUCUGUUGAAGGUGGUGCAGAGCAAGCUGUGCAGCCAGCGCUUCGAGGACGUCGUGGGCGCCACGGAUCAGCUGUCAUCCUUCGCCCUACGCAACCUCCGGCACCCGGCGGAUGGCGCUUUGCAGAUGCCACGCCCAGGGGCGACCCCGGAGGUGCCGCCCGCCCAGGGGCAGGAGGAGGCUGGCGAGGGAGCCCCAGGCGUGCUGGAGUUCAAGGCGGCUGCCAGGUGCCCCUGGUGCUGCAAGUCCUGCAGCGCGCCAGACGCCAAAGGCUUCAGGAAGCUCAACUUCGGCGAGCGGCUGCAGUGCAAGUGGUGCAACAUGCCGAAGAGCACCCACUUCUGCGGGAAGCCCGAGCACGCGGCGCCCUCGCGCAGCAGCGCCGAGGUCAAGCUCGCCCAGGUGCUCGACCAGCUCAGGAUGUUCAAGGCGGCGGCGGGCCAGCCUGGGCCUGGUGGAGCGGCGGACCCAAAGCGCCGGCGCCUGGAGCAGCUGGAGAAGCAGCUGGGGGAGAUUCGGCGCCGGGCGGACAUGGAGGAUGAGGUCGAUGACUUCGUGGAGACUGCCCGCAACAGGAUGGCCGAGCUCGAGGCGGAGCGCGAGCAGCUGCGCCAGGAGGUCUUUCUGGCCAAGCCAAAGGAUGUGCAGCUCAAGAGCCUCGCGGACCAGAUCAAGAAGCUGGAGAAGCAGCAAGAUAAGGGCCGUGAGGAGAUGGAGGCAGUGGCGGCGAAGCAGAAGGAGCUCGAGGCCAAAGCCGACGCGCUGCGCCUGGCGGACGUCGAGCGUGAGGCAAGGCUGGUCGAGCUCAGGGCGGAGCAGCCACGCGCGCUGGGCAAGUUGGCGCAACCUCCUGCUGUGGUGCAUGAUGGCCUGGAGGGCGAAAUCGAGGUUGAGGGCCUCGAGUUCUCCGCUGACUUCCUGGGCAAGGUGCUCGGCUCGUUCGGGGUCGAUGGGGCCCUGCAUGCGUCUUUGCUGGGGCAGGCGACCAAGUUCGAGCAGCAGUGCCGCGAGGCCAGGGCUGCGGAGGCUGCAGCGGCAGCAGCCGUCAGGGCGGCUGAGCGGGCCGGCGUGCCUGGAGCGGGUUCCCUUGAGGAGGGCCGCGUCCCGAUCCCUGGAGAAGGGGUCCCUGCAGGAUGCGACGCCGUGGACGACGAAGAGCCGGACGUCGACGCGCAGCUCAGCUUCCUCACGAAGGUGGGAGCCGCCCCAGCCGGGGCCGAGGGCAGCGAUCGCCCUGCUGAUGACGACGUGCGCGAGGCCUUCAAGCGGUUCCACGCCGACCUGGACAUGUUGCCGCCCAAGUGGGACGAGUUGUGCGAGGCUGACGAGCAAGCUGCCCUCGACCUGGGCGACUGCAUCUCCUGGGGCACGGGCGGAUGCCCGAGCCAGGGGGGCCAGGUGCAGUCUGGUCGCAGCGCGGCAGGGGCUGCUGGGGGCACGGUGCUGGGGCGGCAGCACGCGGGCGAGCCGCAGGCGCGCGGCGCUGGGGCAGCCUUCGGAAGGGAUGGGAAUCAGCAGGCCCCAUCGGGGCUGCUGGGGGUGUUCGGCUUUCAAGGGUGCGGCCCCAGGAUGUCAGAGUCGGCUGACCAGAUGGGGCAGCCACAGGUGUCGGCCUCAGGGCACGGCCUGCAUGAUGUGCCUGGAGGGAUGCAGCCCCUCGAAGUCGCAGCCUUCCCCCGCAUGGACUACGUCAUCGGCAGCUCGUUGGAGGCGGGCGAACUGGAGAUCGACGAGUUCGACAUUCCUGCAGGCCAGGAAGGCUCGGCGCCAGGUUGUGCUGGCCCGCCGUGUGACCGUGGAGGCCAGCGCGCGCCCAUGGUCAAGGGCGGCUGCUGCCUAGUCACUGCCAAUGUGACGUCGCGGGGGCCGCUGAACGAGUACCUCGUCCAGGCGGAUGGCCAGACCACCCUGGCUUUGGCCGUGCAGGAGCAUCACUGCGUGGCUGGAAGCGGCUCCAAGAUCGACUACUUCGUGGUGUCCAAGAGCCUGGCGGGCUUCACCGCGGCGCCCCCGCGGCUGUACAGGGGGGCCAGCACGUGGCCCCACUGGCCCGUCCACCUGCCCCUGCGGUCCGUGCGGGUGGAGGCGUGGCAUCAGGUCCUGGACGAGCCGAGGGCUGUCCCCAGGGAGCCCGCCAAACCUGGCUGCGCCCGCGGCCCGUGGCGCUGGAAGGAGGUGACGCGCUGUGUCCAGGCCACGCACGACGACCAAGGCCUGCAGAUCAUUUGGGACCUGCUGCGGGAAGGGGUCGAGACGGAGAUCCUCAACAGGCGGGACCUCGUGGGGCCCGCCCGCCGUGCCUUCGCAGGGCGUGGCACGAGCGGGGCAGCUGCUGGCUUGAAGUGGGAGGUGGCUCAGUGGAGACCACCCCUGAAGCGGAAGCUGCGGGGGCCAGAGGCCCAUGCCUGGGCCGCGCUUGCUGGGUGGGCGUCCGAACUCCUCAGCAAACGGGACCGCCAGGUCAAGCUGCUGGAAGCUCUGGAUAGUCGAUUGCGGCCACCCUGGCGCACCUCGGAAAUCAGGGACCACGUGCACUGGCGCAGCCUGCCGCCGCGGACACAACUGCCUUUCCGCGCCGACGCCAACUGGACAGAGGACGGCUUCGAGCAGGGCCUGAAGCGCGCGCUGGCCGAGGCGAAAGAGAGGCAGAGGAAGAUGGUACAGGCCGGCGAGGCCCGCUGGAAGGAAUGGGUGGACGAUGCCUUCCUGGGAGGCGCUGGUGCAGCGCACGCUGCAUCCAAGGUGCCAGUGCUCCAGGAAGUACUGCCCGCGAUACAGGAGGAGGGUUCGGCAGCCCUGGUGGACAGGGAGAUGAAGCCGUGGAUCGACAUCUGGAACUACCACGGCCUCACCAGCAUGGAGCUGCCGAGCGACGCGCACUUGUGGGACGCGCGGCCACCACGGCAGCUGCACGACAUCCGCGACGUGCUACGCUCCUUCCCCUGGCGCACGGGAGUGGGCCAGUCGGGCAUCCCGCCGAGGGCGCUGGAGGACCUCUCCGACGACGCCCUGCACGCCAUGAUAGCGGUUUUCCACAAGUGCGAAGAACUCCUAGCGAGGCCGAGCGGCCGCCUCAUCAACACCAUGGUGAGGUUGCCCAAGCCUGACGGAGGCAGCAGGCUGAUUGGCCUCAUGCCGACGCUGGUGGGAGUGUGGAGCAGGGCGAGAAGGCCGAUCACCAAGGUGGCCCUCGACCUCUGGAAGGCCUACGAGAUGGCGGCGCCCGAGGCGCAGCUGGUGGAGGCCCGCGCACUGGGAUUCCCCAUGAGACUGGCGUGGAUGCUGCUGAGCUCCUAUCGGCAGCCACGAACGCUGGCAGCGUUCAACACUACGUCGGACCUCUUCGUGGCCUGGCAAGGCAACAUCGCAGGGUGCGGUCAUGCUAACUCGCUGCUGCUGGUGCUCACGCUCCGUGCGCUGCAACGGGCGCACACCAUUGCGCCAUCAGUGACGCCGCGCGGCCUGGUGCACGACGUCACGCUGGACUGGAGCGGCCCACGGGGCGAGGCCGACGACAGCCUGGCGGAGGCUCCCAGGAGCUUCGCGUCGAGCAUGGUGGAGCUCAGGCUGGUCAUGCAGCCGCAGAAGUCAGGCUACCUUGCGUCCUCCAGGCGGAGGGCGCGACUGCUGGCGCACUCCAUGCAGAGAGCGGGCCUCGCGGAGAAGUUCUGGGUGCGCAACCUGGGGCACGAGCUCCACGGGCGGAAGGUGCCCCGCACGCAGGAGAAACGCCGUCUGCAGGCCCUCGCGGCCAGGCGCAGCCGAGUGGCCAUGCUCAGGCGGGCUGCGGGGAGGCGUGCCACUGCCCUGGUCGCCACGGGGCUGUCCCCCUCGGCUGGACAUGGAGCUGGGGUGGCGGGCCUGGCGGAUCGGCCACUUGCACAGCUGUGGACGGUGGCGGCGGUCACGGCAGGGGCCAAGGCGGGCUGUGGCUCCGCUGCGGUCAUGCUGCUGCAGAGGAGGGUGGACUACGACCCCAUCUAUGCGGCCACCAUCCCGCUGGUGAUGCGCCUGGCCAGCCGCAUCUGGGAGGGACGAGGAUCCCUGGCCAGCCUGAACGCUAGCUGGUGUAAGCUGGCGGAGGCGAUGCGAGCGGGCACAUUGACCUGGGCCACGGCGCAUGGCCCGCUCGGGGCCACGUGGCUCACGCUCGGCCGCAUCGGCUGGACUAUGACAGCAGCGUGGGCCCUGCAGUCCGACCUGGGCGAGACGCUGCCCAUGCUGCGGGUCGCCCCCCGGGGCAUCAAGGACGCGCUAGUGGAGGGCAUACCGCGCUGGCAGUGCAGGCGGCUGGUGGCCCACCUGCCAGAGGGCCAAGGCGGCGUGGGCUGGGGGGGGCACUUCACCAACGCCUGGAGGCAUGCCCGCGGCUACACUGCCUCCGACCUGUGCCGGGCGUGCGGGGGUGCCAAGGACACGCUGAUGCACAGGUGGUGCGCCUGCCCUGCCCUCGUGGCGCCGCGGGGCGACGAGCUGAAGCACGAGGAGCCGCUCCGCAAGCCGAUCGCGGCGAUGAGGCACCAGCUGGAGGAAGCCGAGCAGAAGUGGACCAUCGGGGACAGCGAGCUGACGCUGGCGUACGGCUUGCCGCUGAUGCCAGCGCUGCCGCCGCCCGCGCCGUCGGACAACGUGGUCAUCGAGUGGGGCGCCACGCAGGAGGAGUGGCCGUCGGUGGUCUACACGGACGGCUCUGGGCACGCCUCCAGAGUCCCCGAGGCGCGCAGGUGUGGGUGGGCAGCCGUGGCCCUCAGGCCUGACGGGAUCCCCCUCAAGGCGGCCUACGGGCCUCUGCCUGGGCCACGCCAGACCGUGGGGAGGGCGGAGCGGCGCGCGUGCCUGGCCCCGCUGGCGCAAGCUGGCCUCGUUCAGGUCAUCGUCAGCGACCUGCAGUCCCUGGUCACGGAGGGCAAUGGCUGGUCCCCGUCGGCGCAGCCGGCCAGAGCGAGGCAUGUCAGCAUCUGGAGACAGCUUCACGCGGCCGCGGCGAAGCGAGGUGGGCCGCCGCCGAGGUUCCGUUGGGCGCCUGCCCACCGCACCCUCCAGCAAGCGCCGGACGAGGGCUUGCGCCCACUGGACUGGCUUGGGAACUGCUGGGCGGACUUCUUCGCCAACCUCGGCGCCGCGGUCACCAGACUGCCGAACAACACGGCGGAGGCGCUGCGCGCGGAGCUCAAGCGGGCCCUGGACACGGCCACGUGCCUGGGGUGGGCGGCGGCGCGGAUCUGCCAGCUGGAUUUGUGGAAGCCGCUCGGGGAGGACGGCAAACCCCAACGCAGGCAGGUCUGGAGGGAGCCAGCUGCCCCGAAGCUCAGCCUCACGAGGCACGAGUACCAGGUCACCAGUUCAGUCGGGGUGCAGCGCGUCCACUGCGGGCGCGAGGCCUACACGGCCAAGGCAAGGGAGCUGCUGGACUGCAAGCCUUGCCAGCCCACGGAGCUGGGCAGGAUGCGAGCCCGCUGCCGCCAGGGUCGGCCUAUGGCGAGCCCGGCUGCUGCAAGCCUGCAGGCGGCUGAGCGCCUGGAGGAGGAGGAGCUCCUGCCCAUGAGUGGAGCGGCCGCUGCUACACAGGGCCAGAGCCAGAAGUGGACGAUGCAGCAGAAGGUCAACUACCUGCUGGAGGCGGCCAAGGGCACCCCUGCUGAAGGGACCGCUGGCGCUGCAGCUGCGGGGCAGCCACAGGCACAGAGGGGAGGGCGGCCUGAGCCCCGCCCUGGCCCAGGACGGGGGCUCGCCAGCACUGGGCGGCGCGUGGGCCUGGAGCGGCCGCGGGAGGGAAACGACCGCCGCGCCAUCGAAGCGUGGGACCGCUCGGGGCCUUUAGAGGCCGCCCUGGGCUUGCUGGCCAGCUCCUGGGUCGCUGAUCUGAUGGGCCAGAGCCUUGCCUACGCGUCCUGGAUGGAGGAGCGCGUCGAGUACGUGUACAAGAUGCUGGGCGAGGAAGUCGACCGAGGCUUCUUUAUGCACAACUGCGCCGAGACGCGCAAUGCGGAGAGGCUGAGGCGGGCCGAGGAGUUCUGCGAGCGUGGCUGGUGGGACGGCGGGCCGUUCAGGGAGCCCCACAUCGACGAGGCGCUGCAACUGGAGGGCGAAGACAGGCAGAUCAAGCUCCUACGACUGCGCUGCUACCACGCUGCGGCGCGGGCCUUCCUGUGCGACCGUGGCAGCGCGCGGCGUGCUGGGGGGCGGCGAGGGCCGCUCUACUUCACUUUCUUCGAGCCCGUUGGGCGUAGCCACCCUCUGGAACACAACGAGUCCGAGAGCAACAGCAGCCCCGAGCCUGACGCCGUGUUCGGCCUCGAGGCCCUGCGCUGCAUGCUGAGGGCCUUCGCGAGCUGCUGGGUGUUCGACCUGCGCGACUCCGAGGCUGCGGAGAGUACCUGGCCAGGCAGGGAGGAGACGAGGGAAGAGGCUACCAGGCUUGCAGGCUCCAUAGGCCUGAGGGCGCGGGUGCAGGCAAUAGUCAGGCAAGCCUGGCUCAUGGAGGCCGACGUGCGGCGCUUCACGGUGGAGCACCUGAUGGACAUGGCGACCCUGGAGGAGUGGCUGCACUUCGCCGCCAUGCAGUGGGCCACGCUGGAUGAGGUCUGCCACACCAUGGAGGACGUCAUCGGAGAGGCAGUGGUCAACCUGCCUGGGCUGCCUGGCUUCGCGGGGCCCCUGCCUGGACUGGGCCCCUCUGGCACCAGCGAGCAGCCACCCCGCCAGGCUGGGCUGCCGCGGCCCCAGGGCAUCCGCAGCCGAGGGAUCGAGGCCUUGCGGCGGCUGUGGCCAGGCACCUGGCAGAGACCUGGCGACCCGGGCAGCGGCAGCGGCGGCGAGCACGACUUGCCGCACCCCGACGCGGCGCCAUCGGGGUUGCCUCCGCCCCCGCCUGCGGCCGCAGCGGGGCAGAUGCUGCAGCAGCAGCCAGCAGGGGCGGCUCAGGGCGUUCAAGGCGAAGCCGCCGCCGAGGGGGACGGCGGCCCCAGGCUGGAUGACGGGGGAGGCGAGGCUGCGGCUGCGCGAUGGGCGGAGGGCCUCCCUGUGGCGGCGGCCUGCGCUGUGGCGGCGGCGGUCGCGGCGGCCACCGAGCCUGACGCGUGCGGCGGAGGUGCCCAGGGGCCGCACAAGGGGGCCCGUGCGGCCCAGCGCUCGAGGAGCCCUGCGCGAGCGGCAGGCCCCCGCACUCCGCGUGGGGGGGUGCAGCUGCCCGAGGCGCACCACGGGCACGGCGUGCGCAUCGCGGGGCCCUACGCGUUCUGCUGCAGGUGCGGUGCGUUUUCGAAGCUGGAGGGCGUGGACCGCGCCAAGGGCCUGAAGGCGGUGCGCGGCGGCAGCCUGCCCCCAGGGCCGCAGGCCACGGCGGGAGAGAAGAAGAAGAGGCUCUACCUGAGCCGAUUGCUGGGCGGCAAGGACCCAUAUACUGGGCGGCCGCUCGGAUGA